Seriola aureovittata is the source of this 2760-nucleotide messenger RNA. RefSeq names its product mitotic spindle positioning (gene misp). The coding region runs from base 276 to 2561 and encodes 761 amino acids. The record is from RefSeq and is a predicted model, not a curated record. NCBI's taxonomy places the organism in Eukaryota, Metazoa, Chordata, Actinopteri, Carangiformes, Carangidae. The transcript has 5 exons.
GUGUGUGUGUGUGUGUGUGUGUGUGUGUGCGUGUGUGUGUGUGUCAGGGGGCGGGGUCUGUGUGUGGUGGGCUGGGCCUCAGAUGGGAUGAAAGACAGUGAACUUUGUCAGUUGGAAUUCAGGCUGUUUGUGCUGCUGCCGCAGGAAAAGGAAAGAGACUCUCAGCGGCUGAUCGUCAGGAUGUUCUAACACCGAGCUCCGUUCAUCAUCUUCCUCCAUCAGAGCCACCAUUUCCCGCUAAUCUUACAGCUCCACCUCUAGCUCCACCUGCAGCCAUGGACAGUACCCCAAGGAGGUGGGUGCUGAAACCCUUGUCUCCCCUGCUGCAACCGUCAGACCUGCGGACCAUUGCUGGCCCCACCCGAAGUGACAACUCUGACAGGGAUGAUUCACUCUUCAGCUCAGACAGCAUCUCCGUCACACGCAGCCAUUCGUCAGUGGUCAUCUCCUCACAGCAGGGCGAAGGGGCCCCGGAUGUAGUGGUUCAGGUCCGGCAGGUUGCUGUGUCACAGGACAGAGGAAGCGUCUGCGACGAGUGGCAUUUCAGUAGCAACAGUGACCCCAGCAGUCCCAGCAGCAGCUCUGGCUCUCACUGUGGCUUCUAUUCCUUUGUGGAGGAUCCAACGAGUCCUGAAGCCGAACUGAACGAAGCCUGGAUGGUCUCACCACAGCGGCAGGCUCAGCUGGCCACCCUGAAGGAGGAGAAAGGAUUCAAACUACAGACCUACAGCAGCAGCAGGAAGCCAGAGACCCUGUUCUCAGAGGGAGAGUCGCAGUAUGAAGUGGAAACAAAGAAUGGCAUCAAAGUGGUCGGGGAGGAAGAGGAGAAGCAGCUCCGCAAAGAGAUCAUUCGCAGCCAAGCACCAAAGAAGAACCCAGUGUUCAAAGAUCAGCUGUGUGUUCUGGAGAAUUUAGAUCUGAGCAGGUCUACAAACAAACUGAUAGAAGGUUUCAGUGUGAGCUACAGUCCUGUCAGCUCCAGACCAGAACCUCCUCACCCUGAUGAACCUGGGACCAUCGACAACGAGCAGAUCAACUUCAGCACUGCCCGACAACAGUUCCUGAAGAUGGAGCAGGACCGGUUGACUGCAAUCCUCAACCCUCUGGGGUCCUCAAAAACACCCCUGAACACAUCUCUUGAGCAAAAUCCUGAAGUGUCCUCAUCAAGGUUGGUGGAGACGUUCAAAGAUACGACUGCGUUUAAACCAUCAGAAGAGGGUGAGACAGACCUCGAGGGGAAAGUGAUGGUGUGCCGGACUGAGGAGUGUCUGAGUAGACAGAGUAGUGUGUUUGAUGACCUGGACUCCGGCUUGGAGGAGCUGAUGGUGGAAGUGAGUGGUGGCUACACCAGUGACGAAGGCCUGAACAAUGACAACACACAGCGAGACAACAGGAGUGAGUACGAGACCCCGAUUGAACGGGAGAUCCGGCUAGUUCAGGAACGCGAGGAGAACCUGCGGCGCUCUCGAGGACUGAGACAUGACGACAGCAGGCUGGAGAUGGUCGAGAUCAAAACAAAACGUUUACAGUCACCGCUAACACCCAUUAAAAUAAAAGAAAAGACCCGGGUGAGCUUCAUCCUCCAGCGACAGAUCCAGAGGGAGAACCAGAGCAGAGAGGAACCUCAGCAGCAGGGUGGAAACCUUGGAACAUACAACCAAGAUCCUUCACAGCAGCUGGAGGACAUAAAGUCUGACGAACAAGACAAAGACAGGAAGGCAGAGGAAAGACCUCCGUCUGAGUCCGGAGACACAGACCUCUCCCCCUCUCCCUGCUGUCCUCAUCGACACCCUGAAGAAACCCAGUUGUCCAUCAGUCAAAUGAGUUCAGCUCCCUUCUCCAGUGCAAGGGAGUCAGGGGUGCAGGACUCAAGAGGUUUCCUCCAGGAUCGGAUUACUUCUUUAUCCUCUCGCUCCUCCUCUCCCUCCUUCCCAACACUAACACUUGAGCGUGAAGCAACCUCAACCACACCUCGGUCCUGGAGGGAAAACCUGGAGUCUACCGGCCUGCAGUCCAGAGGACAAGGUGCCCCGGAUUUCAUUGAGAAGGAAAUUGAGGAGGUCUUGAGACGGGAGCAGGAGCUGAGGGAGUCCAGGGAGAAAACCAGCCGGCAGCUUUUCUCACCAGCACCUCUGGUGGAACAGGCGACCAAGAUGGCCAUCAGUCAGUUCUACCCACCUGCAAAUACAGAUAAAACGGUCAGUCUGUCCUCCUCCUCCCCUCGACCCUUUGUCCGUCUGCCCUCUAUCUCCUUCAUCACCGCUCAGCCCUGGACCACCUCACCUCCUCCCCCCCCCUCCUCCUCCUCCUCCCAUGGAGUGGGAAGGUCAGCCCCGCCUCCUCUCAGAGGUCUCACAGAGACCCUGCUUCAGGACUUUGAGGACAGACGAGUCAAGCUGAAGCUGGACGAGAGUUCGUACGCAGGAAUCCAGCCAACUGACGACGUUAACAAUGAGGUGGUUGAGUCAACUCGAGUCAUUCGACAUAAAAACCAACGAGCUCUGCGAUGGGAGGCUGGAGUGUUUGCCAACCAGGAGAACCAGCGAGACCAGCAGGACUAGAUCCGGGUCCAGGUCCAGGACCCACAGGAGGACUUUAAAUGGUUCUAAACUGGAACACUCCAACAGAAUAGGUUGCUCUUGAUUGGUCUUUGAAGACGACAUCUCUUCUCCUCAUCCAAUCAGCUGCUGAGCACCAUAGAGACAAACGAUGAGAUUAAUGUAGACAAGAUGAAAUAAAGUUAAACUGUGUGAAGCAGAA